AGGAGACCCCGCAGUGCAGGCACGCGUCUUGUUGAGAGACCCGAGCUGGGGGGCUGAGCGCUGGCAGGGGGGGUUGCCCACGGGAGGCAGAGGUAUGUGAGCGAGCACUCAGAGCCCAGGGAACAUUUUCCUUCCGAUCCUUCCAAACUUCCUCUUCCCUGCGGUUUGGCAGGGUGUGUGUGCUGCGUCCUGUCCCUGGAACAGGCAGCCUGUUCGUUCUGGGCCCCCACACACCAGACCCUCUCCCCCCUCCCUCCUUCCUGCCUCCUGCCUCGCGCCUCCCUCCCCAUACAGCCUCCAAGGAAAGUUUUGUAUUUUUCCAAGAUGCUGGCACCGAGGUGCCUCAGCCAGCCGCACCUCGGGUCCUGCAGGCAUCCCCUCUGGGCCGGGAGGUCAGGCCCCAGAGCCCGAGGCCCGCCUCACCACCGCCCUCCAGAACGGGGAAGACGAGGCCCAGAGAGGGCCAGGGACUUGUCCAAGCUCCACAGCGAGGGAGGCAGAGCCAGGGCACUGUGGUGAGGGCAUGCGAGGACAGGCUGCAGGCUCCUGGAGGCGUCUGCGAGCUCAGUCUGCGCCCUGUGCAACCGCGGGUAAGUCCUCUGAAGUCCUCCCGGCCCUGCCCCUUCCUGGCAUCAGUACUCUCCCCUGCAAAGAACCUUUGCCCUUCCAGCCAUGGGGCGAGUCAGUAAUCCAUUCAGAACAGUUCCUGAGCCCAACAAGGGAGGCGCCAAGCAAGGUGGGGCACAGGAGGUGCAGAUUGCCCCGAAAAUGGGGUGUCGUCAUGAUUGCCCCCAUAGUUCGCUGUGUGUGGCCCGUGCGAACUGCAGGCACCAGUAGGUCAUGACUCUGCCCUUCAAGGAGCAGCCCGUGGCCUCCAGGGAGUCCGGCUGGCCCCCCACUGUGACCCACGACAGGACAGGAGGGAGGCCAUUGUGGCAUCGAGGGUGGGGGGUCCUCGGCGUCCCCACUCCAGGAGGCAGGUGUGCGGGGCGGGAGCUGGGCCCGGGACACGCUCCAUGCACGCUGCCCACCGUGGGGCCACCCACGCGGUGUCUGGAUCUAAAAUGUCCCCUCGGCCCGGCAGGUGCCUCUGGCUGGGUCUGAGAUUCCACGGGCCACCUGCCUCCUCGCACCACUUCUCCUGGGGGCGCCGUGUGUCUUCCUGCACAUCACUCAACCCCUUUGGCCCCAGCGGUGUUCUUGUCACACAACAGGCAGACUGUACUAAACGGUGGCCGAGGUUCUCAGCUUGGGCGGCUCGGAGGCUGACGGCAAUGGUGGGUGGCAGGGAGGAGGCUGGACCUGUGGCCACUCUGUCCCCUUCACCGGGAGUGCCCCAUCCAGCCGAGCGCACAUCACCCCCAGUUCAAAUGACAGAGGCCUCUCGGGUUUUAAAACCUAAGCAUAAAAACUCAUCAUGGUUUUACGUGUUGUCUACUUCCGAGCCCACUGUCACCGCCUCCAGGAAGUCUUACCAGCCUCUUAGCGCUGUGUUAAUGGAGUCUUUUGUGACCUUGCCCCGCCUUGUUCAUGCCCGCCUCGGAGCCCCCGAGCACAAUGUCGUCCUCGAGGUAUGUCAGUUGAAUGUGUGUGCGUGUGUGUGCGACUGCGCCUUCCUGGUCUUCUGUCCAGUGAAGCCAUGUUCUUGCUCGCUGACCUCAUCAGGCUCUCAGCUUGCUCUGGGCACAUGGGUGGACGAGACCCACCUGGGUCCCACCCUGAGGAGACUCCGGUCAAGUUCCCCAGCACCCCAAAUGUUUUGGGGCCAGCAGCCCAGAGGCGCCCUGAAGGGUGGGGAGAGCCGGAGGGUGAGCAGGGGUGGGCCGGGUACAGGUGCGCCGGCAGGGCAGUGGGGAGCAGGGGGCCCUGCUGGGUUCUGUCCCUCUCCAGGGGCAGAGCUGGAGGGGAGCGGGACUAGACGGGCCGUGGGUGAAAGUGGGGACCAAGGCCGCUGACCUGAGUCUGUGACCUGCAGGGGGGACGUUAGGCCGAGCAGGGGCAGGUGAUGGAGAGCCAAGCUAUGGGUGGGCAGGGCCUGUUUGAGGGCUGUUAGGAGGGUCUCAGGGAUGGGGAGAGCCAGGGGCCCGGUGUCCUGGCAGUCUGGGGUGGAAGCCCUGUGGGGACUCGACAGGAGCAGCUGGGGGCCCAGCUGUGGGGGUUGGAGCCCGCGGCCGCCCCCUCCUCUCUGCCCUACUGGGCCCCCAGCCAGGCUGUGCCUCCCGCACCGCCCCCGUGGACGCCCAGGGGACUCAGACCGGAUCAUGUGGCAGGAGUCCCGAGCGUGGCCGGCCCAGCCAGGAUGGGGGGUGUGCUGCCAGCUGGCCCUGGCCAGACGCCCCCGGAGCUGGGGGUUCAGGACGGCCAGGGAGGGGGUGGUGGCCAACUUUCCUGCCGUUCCCUGCGUCUCCAUUUAGAUCUCUCCCCAGCACAGAGCGCCGGCCUCCAAGCACACUUCCGGAGCCAUAGAAGGAGACGGGCUGAGAAUAGCUCAGCGUGACGCAGCGAGGAGCUUCCCCACGCAGGCAGGUUCCGCGCCACAGAGGGGCCGCCCUGGAGGGACCCCUGCCCGGCGCCACCCCCCUGCCGGAAACGGGGCAGUGGCUUGGGGUCCCCUUCUGCAUCUGUCUGCGAGCUACUCCCUCUCCUUCCUCGCAGCUGGGGCCUGGGCCCCUGCCCUUCACAGCUGUCACCUCCGCCCGGGCACACCUUGUCCAGGUGAGGCCUCUCUCCGGGGGUCCUGACCUGGAUGUCCCCCAGCCGCCGGCCUGGCCACCCUGCUCGGCUCUAGGCCCCACUGCUGCCCCACGCUGGCGCCAUCCCCCAUUCCCGCUUCGUGGGCAUGGGCCCCUCCCUGUCUGCUGCAGGCCUGUGGGGUGUCAGGCGUGGGCCGUGAUGAUCCUUGGCCUUCGGGGGCCCAGUGUCUGCCGGGCCAAAGCCUCCUGGGCUCCCAGAUGUGAACUUGUUGUGUCCCCAGCUGCGAGGGGCUGCCACACAGGGGUGCCUCGCCGGCACCUGUCUCUCGGCCCCAGGCCGUGCUCUGCCGUAGCUGUCUUGCAGCUCCUACUAACUUUGAGCAAAAGUCCCUUAUUUCCAUCUGGCUGUGGCCCCCACCAAUUAUGUGGCCAGCCCCACCCGCCAUCCUGGGGGUGGGGGUCCACUGUUCUGUAAUCUCUCUGGAAAGAUGGUCGGCAGAGAUCAUGUGGGAGAAGGGGACCCCACGCCGCACGCUGAGCGUCUCACGGAGCCUUGGGAUGGCUGGCGGUGUGGGGUGGGGCCCUGGGGACCCUGCCGGGGAGCCAGCGGCCCCCAUACGACUUGUCGUUGCCCAUCUGUCACUGUGCAGGUGGACUGAGCAACCCCAGAUGCCCUCUGAGCCUCAGCCUCCUUAGCCGAUGGGGGUGUCACUCUGCUCAUGGUGGUGACCGACCCCAAGGUGGGUCAGGACACCUGGCCGGCAUGUCUGGUUCACAACCCACAGCCCUGAUCUACGUUCUUGGUCUUAAGCUCCAUGUCCAGGACAGGCUGCCGUCCAGUGUCCCGGGAGUCAGGAAAUGUCCAAGGUUGCUGAGAAACUGGUGCACAGCACAGACCACGAUGGAUGUCCACACCCCCAACCGCUGCCCGAGUCUCUUCCCCUUCAUGGGUUCGUUUAGAUCUCUCCCCAGCACAGAGCGCCGGCCCGCAGGCACACUUGCGGAGCCCUGGCCAGAGUGGGGGUGUUGGAAGGGCAGCAUUUCAGAGGGGGGGGCCGGCCCCUAAGACAAGGGCCAGGGCGCGGAGGGCAGGCUGCCUGCGGGCUCAGGCUGGGUUGGGCCACAGAGUGAGGAAGGGGCGGAGCCAGCCAUCGGGGGCGGGGUCAGCGCCCCCUGAAGACCGCCCGGUGGGCAGGGGUCCCCCUGGGAGGUGCUGUGCUUGUCCCUUACCUGGGGGUGGGGAGGCUCUGGGGCCUUGAGUGGAAGCAGGGCGGGUUCCAGGGGCUUCCCACGCAGCCCACUCUCCCAGCCCCACGGCCGCCCCUGCCCUCUGCUCCGUCCUCCUCUGUCCCUGACCCGGCCGCCUGCAUCCAAGGCCCAUCCAAGUCCUGGGCGCCACCUGCCGGCUGCGUGCCUGCCUAGCACGCUCUCUCGCCUCCCCUCCUCCCCUCCUCCCCUCUCCCCACCAUGCCCUCUCCCUCUGCUGCGCUCCAGUUUCUCUGUCUGCAGGCCUGAUGCCUACUGGCCUGACCCCUCAGACCUUCCUGCAGAGGGCAGUCACCGUUACCACUUCCCUCGGUCCACCCCAGAAGGAGACCAGGCCCUCCCUGUGGAAGCUGGGGCUGGGGCUAGGGCCAAACCACUAGGCAAGAGAAGGA
Messenger RNA from Leopardus geoffroyi (Geoffroy's cat), 4351 nucleotides. RefSeq lists its product as uncharacterized. NCBI's taxonomy places the organism in Eukaryota, Metazoa, Chordata, Mammalia, Carnivora, Felidae. The record is from RefSeq and is a predicted model, not a curated record. Bases 1017 to 1955 code for a protein of 312 amino acids. The transcript has 2 exons.